UGGCUCUAAAUAUUAUUUGAGGCUUAGAACUUACUCUACGAAUCAUUAUUCACUUGCUUCCAUUACAUUAAGAUAAAUAUACUCCCAAGGCACUCUUAUGGCUUUGCCUUAAAGACUAUACUACUUCACUUCAGCAAAUGGUUAUAAUCCUUUGCCUGUCGAUACUGCGAUGACCGACUUCGCAGAAUCAGCACUGGCAGCUUCGUUGUCAAGUCCUCCAUCUGAGCCUGCAGAUCAUAUAGCUCCAGGACAAGAUGGAGACAACAAAUUUCAAAAGGCAAUAUCGGCGUGGAGGAGUGAGUCCCUGAUGUUCCACAGGACUUCAAUACUCGUGCUAAUCAUCAACAGCUAUCGAUCUUACCUCCAUGAUUCCAUCCCUUGACAAUACCGCAUCCGAAAUCGUUCAAUAUCAAAGGGAUUCAACUGUGCAGCGCAAGGAGUUGGCACAGAAGACGAAGGACUUUCGGAAGUUGGAAGACUCAAAUAAACUAUCUGAAAUCAAAGGAUUACUGAAAGGUUGGUCUUUUCUGGGAUGCGCAAUGCAUUGCCCUACUGACACAAAUAUCUGCUAUAGCAUAUCAAACCUUUAUAGAUCUCCUCACGAACCAUUCGAAGUCUACGAAUUCGGCCUUCCUACAAGUGUAUUCAUCUCUAUCCGAGGCCCCAGAUCCAUACCCUUUGCUGGAAGCAUCUGUCGAUUCAUUACUGCUAUCCGAGGAUACGCUCCCUAAGAUUACACAAGAGAAUGAACAUCUUCAAAAGAGUGUCAGUAAACUCACAACUCAAUUGGAGGAUACGGAAUCCAGAUUAGAAGCGGAAAGAACAGCGCGCAAGAAUUUGGAGGAAGGCCUAGAAACCAAGGUCAAAGAUGUCGAAACUUCUUGGGCCGCUGUGCUAGAGGAGAAGAAGGACAAUUGGGAAGCAAAGGAGAAAUCGUUAGAAGAAAAGGUGGAAAACCAAGACCGCUUGUUGAGCGAAAUCAAGGCAAGUUAUGAGGUCAGCCAGCGUUUGGGACAAUCCGAGAAUGCAGAUGCAGAUGGAGGUCGCGGGCAUGUUACGAGUGCAGAAUUGGAGAUGGUCACAUCAGAUUUGGAGCGUACGAGCGUCCGUUUAGCUGAAGUCGAAGCUCGAAAUGAGCAAUUACGAAUAGAAUUAGCUCAAUCAGCUUCACAAGUUCCGAGCCAGCCAGCAUUGGCUUUGGAAGACGAACCCGCCUACAUGCGCUUAAGAUCGGAAAACUCAUCGUUGUUAAGGAAAUUAGAUGCUGCAAGAGUGGAAAGAGAUGCAAAGAAGCGCGAUCUUGACACCAAGCUCCGAAGCUUAGAAAGGGAGAUCGGAAUGCUCAAAGAAGAACGCGACUCACUUAAGAUUAAAGUCCAAAAGUGGAGCGAUUAUGAAGACGUGAAGCAAGAACUGGAAGUUCUGAAGAGUAUCGAGUUUUCUAUGGGAGAUGAUGAUGAAACACAAGAUAAUGGGGCUAGUUCAACUACCCCGGAACCGACUGGAAAUGGUUCUGGAAAGGUGAAAGGAGAGACAUUAGAGCAGCUUCUUCUUGCUAGGAACAAGAAACUGAGCGACGAGCUCACCGUACUGAGAGUUUCACAUCAAGAUCUACAGAGUCGCUUGCAAAAUAUGCAGGAAACUCUUUCUACGACCAAUGCCGAGUUGGAAAAGUCGCAAACUUUGGUCACUACAUUAGAGAACGACCUUACAAACAUGCAAAACGGAGUGAGCGCCUAUCCUUCUGCUCCUUCUGUGGCCGGAACGUAUACAAGCCGUUAUCCUCAGUCAGCAAUCGGCCAGUUUGCGUCGAGGAACCGCAAAAUAUCUCCUACAUCAUCAAUUAUAUCUGGAUUUGAUCCCAGAACGCCAAUGGGCAGCACACCUGUGGAUGUUCUUAGAUCUGGCGAGCCUGUAGGGGGAGGGUCGGGUAUUCUUCCCAUGAUUACCGCGCAGCGUGAUCGAUUCAAGAAGCGCAACUCGGAAUUAGAGAAUGAGCUUUCCGAAAGCCAUCGCACGGUGUCGUCACUUAGGCAGGAGAUCUCUGCUUUACAAAAAGACAAUCUGAAUCUGUAUGAAAAGACAAGAUACGUGUCAACAUAUAAUCGAGCAGGGCCAACAGCCUCGUCGGCGUCCUCUUAUGCUACCAACCCCAAUCCUUCCACGGUACAAAUAUCCUCAUCGACAUCCUCUGGUCUCGCCUUGAAUCGAUACCGUUCAGCAUAUGAAUCCAACAUUUCGCCCUUUGCGGCAUUCCGUGGGCGAGAAUCAGCUCGAGCGUAUAAACGUAUGAGUUUACCGGAAAGAAUAGUAUUCUCAAUCACAAGAAUGGUAUUAGCAACUAGAACUAGCCGAAACUUAUUCGCAGGUUAUUGCGUGGCCCUUCAUUUGAUGGUGUUCUUUUCAUUAUAUUGGUUAGGUAGUGUUGAUGUCGAUCAGCAUGGAAGUCAUCUAGGUCAAGCGGCUCUUACAGCCGCUGGGGGUGCUAAAGGAAUGGUGGAUGCUGGGAACGAUGCUGCGCAUGGUGAUUGGCAUCAGGAGGGGUUUAAUGGGAAGGUGUCUUGAUGAAUUCGAUUACUAGAUGAACAAAAGAAUAUGUUGUACUAUCAUAUGAUAAUAGAGGCCCAUUUGCCAAUUUCUUC
Molecule: messenger RNA, 2642 nt
Organism: Sclerotinia trifoliorum
Lineage: Eukaryota; Fungi; Ascomycota; Leotiomycetes; Helotiales; Sclerotiniaceae
Source: the annotation of a GenBank genome assembly